Protobothrops mucrosquamatus (brown spotted pit viper) is the source of this 3993-nucleotide messenger RNA. It is a transcript of the gene ARHGEF18, whose product is annotated as Rho/Rac guanine nucleotide exchange factor 18. Gene Ontology annotation, biological process: small GTPase-mediated signal transduction. The coding region runs from base 1 to 3993 and encodes 1330 amino acids. The transcript has 30 exons. The record is from RefSeq and is a predicted model, not a curated record. Lineage: Eukaryota; Metazoa; Chordata; Lepidosauria; Squamata; Viperidae. Gene Ontology annotation, molecular function: guanyl-nucleotide exchange factor activity.
AUGGCCGACUCUCUUCUCAAUCAUUCUUGGCCAUCCUUCUCCAGGAGGUGGAUGAAGAGAUGGUCGUUCAAGCGAGGGUCAGACUGCAAGCGAAGCGCAGGAGAUUUCCCCAGCAAUCGCGCUGCCUCCACCUCAGGGUGUAACAGCCCCAACACUUUGUCCCCAUCCUUGAUUGCUGAGGAUGAGGUCUUCUUUGGCAGCAUGGCAGAGGAGAGGGAUAGUGACAACAGUGGGAAGCGGCUGAGGUCCACCCCUGUCUCAUGUUCCUGUAAUGGUAAUGUCCCCUCUCAACAUGUAUCCCAAAGCCUGGAUGUCCCACUUCCAAUCUCACUGGGGAUUGCGCCGCCUGUGUUGGAUAUGAUUCAAAAGGACCAUGUAGCCCCAGAACAAGUGUUAAUGGUUCAGGAGGUGCUGAAGGAGCUAGCACAGUAUCAUAGUGCUAAACAGGUGUUGUACUCACCUGAAGGUAAACGUGAAACCCAGCAAAACCUGACCUGGUUUGAAUUCCUGUCUAAUGAAUAUGAGGAGAGUCCAAAGAAUGACAAAACUGAAAAGGUGGCUAAGGUGAAGCGGCGGCUGAGCAAUCUGCGCAACCGCGUCACUGGCUCAUGGCAGAAGGAGAAGGGUAAGAAUAAAGAUCGGGAGAAAGAGGCUAUGGAGUCAAAGGAACGAACACAGGCACUGCAUGGGCAUGAACUAGCACUAGGCGCCUUCUCUAAUGGCACCUGUUGUUCUCUCUGUGGCAAAAUCCUGCUGAACAAAACAGGGCUACAGUGCCUGAAUUGUGCAGUAAAUGUUCACAAAAACUGCAAGAAUCUUUUGCCUGAAUGCAGCAGCAGCAGAUCCAAGCAAAGGGAUUUGCAACUCCGGCCCCCAGGCUCCCCCCCUAGUUUACUCCAGAGUGCCUGCCGAGCUACCUCGCUCAAAGAGCACUCCUGCAGGGCCCUCUUGGGCCCGGAUGGCAGAACCCCUGGCUUGCCCCAGAACCUCGGCAUGACAAUUGUGCAGAGGGGAAGUUUGCCAUCUCAGCUAAGCACCACCUCUGCUGGGGCUGUUGGUAAGCUCGGACUCACUGGGGGAGAGAUGGAUGAAGGGGAUUCUGGCUUCAUGAAACUUAAACCAGCCUCUGAAGAUGUUGUCUCACUGGCACCAUCAACCGCAGAAUCAGUUUUUGUGGAAGAUGUUCAGUUUGCCUCCUUGAGGAUUGAAUUGGAGACAGAUGCUCGGGAGUUUGCUGCUCAGUCUUGGAGUCUGGCAGUAGACCAGUCAUUCGUGAAGCAGCAGGAGCGGGAUGUUAUUAAAAGGCAGGAUGUCAUAUAUGAGUUGAUGAGGACAGAGAUGCACCAUGUCCGGACUCUGAAGAUUAUGUUGAAGGUCUAUUCCCAAGCCAUGCGAGAGGAGCUGCAGUUCAGCAAUUCUGAUAUCCAUCACCUUUUCCCGUGCGUGGAUGAAUUACUGGAGCUCCACAGAGCCUUCCUCUUCCAGCUAAAGGAACGUCGGAAGAAUUCUUUGGAAGAAGGUAGCGAAUGCAACUAUAUCAUCCAGAACAUUGGGGAUCUCCUGGUGGAGCAGUUUUCAGGAAAAAAAGGAGAUAAUUUGAAGACGAAAUAUGGCAUUUACUGUAGUAGUCACAGUGAUGCUGUGGGCUACUAUAAAGAGCUGAUGCAGCAAAGCAAGAAGUUCCAAAACUUGAUUAAGAAAAUCAGCAAUUCUUCCAUUGUGAGACGGCUUGGUGUCCAAGAGUGCAAUCUUUUAGUUACCCAGCGCAUCAUGAAGUAUCCUGUCUUGGUGGAGCGCAUCAUUCAGAACACAGAAGUCACCACAAAAGAGUAUGAAGACCUGACCAAGGCAUUGUCGCUUAUCAAGGAGGCCAUCACAGCUGUUGACACCAAGGUGAAUGAGUCUGAGAAACAACAGCGCCUCCGGGAAAUUGUAACCAGGAUGGAACUCAAGUCUUCUGGGAAGUUUAAGAAUGGCCUUAUCUUCCGGAAGGAGGAUAUGCUUCAGCGGCGCCUCCUACUGGAUGGGAUGCUGUACUGGAAAGCUGCUUCUGGGCGCCUAAAAGAUAUUUUGGCUGUUCUGCUGACAGAUGUGCUUUUGCUACUGCAAGAAAAAGACCAGAAAUACAUGUUUGCAUCUUUGCAGGACUCAAAACCGCCAGUGAUUUCCUUGCAAAAACUGAUAGUCCGAGAAGUAGCCAAUGAGGAACGAGCCAUGUUUUUAAUCAUUGCUUCCAAGAAAGGACCAGAAAUGUAUGAAAUUCAUACCAAUUCCAAGGAGGAAAGGAAUAUCUGGAUGACGCAAAUUCGCAGGGCAGUGGAAAAUUGUCCUGAUGAAGAGAAUAGUGUCCUUGCCGAUCCAGAAGAGGAAAAAAAGCAGGCUGAAGUGAGAACUGCAAAAUUGAAAGAAUUCCAAGAGCGUUUGAGCAUGAAAGAUGAUCGGAUCGUGCAAAGCCUAAAGGAGAAGCAGCAGAUCUACCGGGAGAUGGCAGAUGUGAAUGGUUUGGAGGACCUGACUAUUGGCCCCCGCUUCCGCAACAGAGUGGAUUCCCCAGAGUACCUGCAGGGGGAGUCCAUCCUCAAGCAGGCAGUGAUAGAAGUGGAGAGCCUUCAGAACCUGAUCUUCGCCCAGCUGGCCAGUGCAAGCUCUCGUCCUGAAGAUCCCAGUGGGCCUGGGUCGCUGAGGCGAGCUGAGACUUUCGGAGGAUACGACAGUGCCAUGACAGCUGGUAGCUUCAAGAAGAAAGUCUGUGGCGGAGAGCCAAGGGUGCCAGAUCAGCGAGGCACCCCAGCCAAUUCAGAGCAAGUGCAACAAGAACUCCCAUCUGCUGGAGAGGAAGGGCUGUGUUUGGUCAGUAACACAAGAAUGGAGCAUCACAGCAGCUUGCACCCACUGCUGGGGACUGAAUCAGAGCUUGUUCGGAGAAUUCAAACACUCUUGCAAUUGCUGCUUAGUCUCCAGGCAGUGGCGGCCCAGCAAGAUAGCUACAUUGAGUUGCAGAAGCAGUUCCGGCUGCAAUCCACGCGAGGGAAUUUGCUGCUGGAACAGGAGAGGCAGCGCAAUUUUGAGAAGCAGCGGGAGGAACUGGCCAAUGUGCAGAAAUUGCAGAGCCAGUUGAAGACUGAGCAGCAGCGCUGGGAACGAGACUGCGACCGCCAGCGGCGGCAGAUGGAGGUGGAGAAGAACCAGUUACAGGAGCGGGAGGAGGAGGCACGGCAGCUGACGGAGCGUCUGAACCAAGAACGGGAGGAGCUGGAGCGGCAGCGCGAGGCCUACCAGCAUGACUUGGAGAGGCUGCGGGAAUCCCAGCGAGCCGUUGAGAAGGAGCGGGAACGUCUGGAACAGCUGCGCAAGCUGAAGAAGCCGCAUCUAGUCUCGGGUGCCUUCUCGCCUGAGGCAGGCCAAGCGCAUGGCCUGAGCCACUCUGUCAGCUUCAAUGGAGACGGUAUGGAAGGGACCACGCUGCCUACAAAGCCAGGUGGACGAGCCAGCAUCACUGGGAUGGAAUACCCGGAGCGAGGAGAAUUGGUGCGAAAGGACAGUGCUGCAUUGGAGGGAGGCCGCCCCAUUCUGGUCCUCAAGAAUGAGGUGCCCAUCCACUUGUUGAGUACCACCAACCAGAGCCAAAAACAGGCAGCUGUGCAGCAGCAGAUCCCCACCAAGCUGGCCAUUCUGACCAAGGGCAGCAAGGAAAAAAGUGGAAAGGCUGUCAAGGUGACUUCCCACAGGACUGAAAGUUCAAGUGAUGUGAGGCCGUUCCCAGUUUCCAAGAUGGUUACCAAGGAAGAAUCUCAGUCUCGAAACAGACGUUCCGCAAGUCCCGUCUUUCUGCAUAGCCAGAAUGUUGCCUUCCUUCCAGAACUGGCUGGUGCUGCUGAGAGCAGCCAUCUGGAAGCACCACCUACCUCUGUUGGUCCCAUAAAGCCCAACAGCAUUCAUGUCCUUCCACCUGCCCUGGAUGACGCUAGCAAAGAUGAUGUUAUUUUUUUCUGA